AUAAAGGAAACUGGGAUUUAGAUAGAGAGUAUAGGAUAACCAGUUCGGAAACAAAUGGGGGAAACUGAAGGAAACUGUUGCAGUAACAGUAGUAACAAUCCCAUGUUAUCAACGGAGGAAGCACUUAAAAUUGUGAUUAAAAUCUCUGAUCGUCUUCAUCCCAUUACUGUUCCAAUUCAUGAAUCGCUUAAUAGAAUCUUAGCUGAAGAUAUUCGUGCUCCUGAUCCUUUACCCCCUUAUCGUGCUUCCAUUAAGGAUGGUUAUGCUGUAGUUGCUUCAGAUGGGAUUGGAGAGUAUCCUGUAAUAACUGAAUCAAGAGCUGGAAAUGAUGGAGUUGGUGUUACUGUUACCCCUAAAACUGUUGCGUAUGUGACAACCGGAGGACCCGUACCAGACGGGGCUGAUGCUGUUGUACAAGUUGAAGAUACGGAAGAAGUGAAAGAUGCUCCAAGUGAAUCAAAACUUGUAAGGAUACUGGUGCAAGCUCGGCAAGGCCAAGAUAUUCGACCAGUGGGAUGUGAUAUUGAGAAGGGCGCUAUAGUACUAAAAUCUGGAGAACUAAUUGGGACGUCGGAAAUUGGCUUACUCGCAACUGUUGGAGUCAUGAUGGUGAAGGUAUAUCCUAGCCCAACAAUUGCAGUUCUUUCCACUGGGGAUGAGCUUGUAGAACCGACAACUGGGAGUUUAUGUCGUGGACAGAUCAGAGAUUCCAACCGCGCAAUGCUAAUGGCAGCUGCAGCACAACAGCACUGCAAAGUGCUUGACCUAGGUAUUGCUCGUGAUGAUGAGGAACAUCUAGAAAAAAUUGUGGAAAAAGCCAUUUCUGCCGGGGUUGAUAUUCUUUUAACUUCCGGAGGUGUUUCUAUGGGAGACAGGGAUUAUGUCAAACCAUUGCUGGAAAAGAGAGGGACAGUUCAUUUUAACAGGGUUCUCAUGAAACCCGGAAAGCCCAUUACCUUUGCCGAGAUUAUUGCCAAAUCGGUAGAGGAAAAGGCAGGCAAAAGAAUUCUUGUAUUUGGUUUACCUGGAAAUCCCGUGAGCUGUUUAGUCUGUUUUUAUCUCUUUGCUGUUCCCUCCAUUCGCCAUAGUUCUGGAUGGGAAAAUCCUGAUCUUUUGAGGGUACAUGCUUGCCUUUCUCAUCCCAUUAAGACAGAUCCAGCUCGACCUGAAUUUCAUCGUGCAGUUAUUAGGUGGACCAAAAAUGAUGGUUCUGGGAAUCCGGGUUUUGUUGCGGAGAGCACUGGGCAUCAGAUGAGCAGUCGGCUGCUAAGUAUGAAAUCGGCUAAUGCAUUGCUGAUGUUGCCUGCAAGAAGUGGUGUGCUUUCUGCUGGAAACUCUGUAGAGGCCAUCGUUAUAUCUGAUAUAAGCAGUCUUCCUGUUAAUAGCACUUCAACAACAGUUGGUCUGCUUCCUGUUUUUGGUAGUAAUAAAGCAAAUGUACAAACUAUGGCUGAAUCUGAAGGUGCUGAGGUUAGAGUAGCUAUUCUCACAGUGAGUGAUACAGUUGCAUCAGGGAAGGGGCCCGACCGAAGUGGUCCGAGAGCCGUUUCAGUGAUAAACUCCCUGUCAGAAAGGUUAGGAGGAGCAAAGGUAGUUUCAACAGCUGUGGUUCCAGAUGAAGUUACCGAAAUUCAGAAUGUCCUUCGGAAAUGGAGUGACAUUGACAAUGUUAGUCUUAUCCUAACCCUUGGUGGCACCGGUUGCACCCCAAGAGAUGUCACUCCUGAGGCUACAAAAAGUCUGAUAGAGAAAGACACGCCUGGUCUUUUGCACGUUAUGAUGCAAGAAAGUCUCAAGGUGACACCAUUUGCUAUGCUUUCCCGUUCUGCGGCUGGAAUAAGAGGAUCAACUCUGAUUAUCAACAUGCCAGGGAAUCCAAAUGCGGUAGCUGAGUGCAUGGAUGCUUUGAUGCCUGCCCUAAAACACGCAAUGAAGCAGAUAAAGGGCGACAAGAGAGAGAAAAAUCCUCGACAUGUACCCCAUGCAGAGGCAGAAACCGCUGAUACUUGGGAACAGAGCUACCGUUUGGCUUCAGGAAAUUCAGAACCUCAAUGUUCGUGUUCACAUUGAGAUAGAUAAGAAAAAAAGGAACAAAGUCUCUCUGUAAAGAUAGAUAAGAAAAAAAAAAAAAUCAAAAGAAGACCCUAGAAAAUAAUAUUCCUACUUUCCGUAUCAUGUCAGUAGAAUCUCAAACAUGCAUUGCCUAAUUGACUAAUGUUUUCCUUUUCGAAUAUCACUGGAAGGAAUUUGUCUUUG
This is a messenger RNA of Papaver somniferum (opium poppy), 2256 nucleotides long. Its product is annotated as molybdopterin biosynthesis protein CNX1-like. The transcript has 13 exons. Gene Ontology annotation, cellular component: cytosol; cytoplasm. Gene Ontology annotation, biological process: Mo-molybdopterin cofactor biosynthetic process; molybdenum incorporation into molybdenum-molybdopterin complex. Lineage: Eukaryota; Viridiplantae; Streptophyta; Magnoliopsida; Ranunculales; Papaveraceae. Gene Ontology annotation, molecular function: molybdopterin molybdotransferase activity. The record is from RefSeq and is a predicted model, not a curated record. Bases 55 to 2070 code for a protein of 671 amino acids.